CAUGGCAGCUAAGUUUCUCGUGCUCUCCCUGCUGGUAGCAUCAGUUUACGGCAGCGGUGGCUACUCAAGCUUCUCGUACGGCGUCUCCGAUCCCAACACCGGUGAUGUAAAGGACCAACAUGAAAAACGCGUCGGAGACAGCGUCGUCGGCAAAUACUCACUCCUGGAAUCUGAUGGAACCAAGAGGAUAGUGGAAUAUGCUGCUAACGCUGCUACAGGAUUCAACGCGGUUGUUCGCAAAGAGCCCGCCGUUGGUGUUCAUCCGCCUGGACCCCACGCUCCUUUGGCCGGACCUGUCGCCCAUCCAGCUCCUUUGGGACAUGGACCUGUUGCUCCCGGUUUAGCUCACCCAGCACCCGUAGGGCCUGCUAGUCCAUUGGCCCACCACCCGUUACCCAUUGCUCCUGGUGCACCAUUAGCCGGAGCUGGCCCUCUUGUCAACGCUGGUGCUCUAGCUCACCACGGUUUGGCUCAUCACGGGUCUCUAGCUCAACCAGGACCUCUUGCACACCAUGGUGCUCUUGCCCACCCUGGUCCCCUUGCCCAAUAUGGCGGUCUCCCUCAUCAGGCUGCUUUAGCCCACCAAGGAGCUCUUGCUCACAACGCAGCUCUUGCUCAUAAAGCCGCCGUCGCCCACCAAGCAGCUUUAGCCCAGAACAACGCCCUUGCCAACCAUGGUGCUCUCUCUCAUCCUGGAGCUCUGGCUCACUCAGGUCCUCUUGCUCAUCCAGGUCCUCUGGCCCACCCUGGUCCUCUUGCCCACCCUGGUGCUCUCGCCCACCCUGGUCCGUUCGCUCACCCUGGUCCUCUCGCUCAGAAUGUUCCUUUGGCUCACCCUGGUGGUAUCGCCCACCCCGGCGCUCUUCACUCUCUUGCCAACGCUUACCCAGGUUCCGCUUACUCCAACUAUGCUCCUUUCGCUGGCGCCAAUGGCUACGGUCACCCCUUGGCUGGCAAUCUAGGUGCCCGCGGUGGCUCCGCUGUUUCUCACUACUCUCACUCUAUCGUCCAUGACGCUCCUCGCGCCUACCCUGGACCUUACGCUAGUGCUUACGGUGGAGCAUAUGGUGGUGCUAAUGGUGGUGCUUAUGGCGGUCUUAACGCUGGGUAUAGUGCUCAUGGUGGACUUUAUGGAAAGCACGGUAUUCACGGCUCUCCCCUAGCUCACGGUGUUGCUGGUCCCCUCGCACAUGGAGCUGGUCUCCGUGCCACUAGUUAUGCCAAUUCUGUGUCCCACGGUCCUCAAUCCCCUCUUGCGCAGAUAGCGUUCGGCCCCCAAGGCACUGGAUCUGGUUGGGCUUGGUGAAUAAAACGACUGCGAUCAAACUGUGAUUUAACUUACGACAAUAAAUAAAUUAUGAAAUAAUGGAA
Trichoplusia ni (cabbage looper) is the source of this 1371-nucleotide messenger RNA. RefSeq names its product collagen alpha-1(III) chain-like. The transcript is spliced from 2 exons. NCBI's taxonomy places the organism in Eukaryota, Metazoa, Arthropoda, Insecta, Lepidoptera, Noctuidae. The record is from RefSeq and is a predicted model, not a curated record. Gene Ontology annotation, cellular component: extracellular matrix. Bases 2 to 1306 code for a protein of 434 amino acids.